Acipenser ruthenus (sterlet) is the source of this 3481-nucleotide messenger RNA. Its product is annotated as cysteinyl leukotriene receptor 2-like. Gene Ontology annotation, cellular component: plasma membrane. The record is from RefSeq and is a predicted model, not a curated record. The coding region runs from base 167 to 1123 and encodes 318 amino acids. The transcript has 2 exons. Gene Ontology annotation, biological process: G protein-coupled receptor signaling pathway. NCBI's taxonomy places the organism in Eukaryota, Metazoa, Chordata, Actinopteri, Acipenseriformes, Acipenseridae. Gene Ontology annotation, molecular function: G protein-coupled receptor activity.
GCUUAACCCACUGCACUCAAUUGCUGCAGAAUGAUUUUCUUAAAAAAGAGAAGGAAGUACUGUCCAUGUCGAUUUAAUUAGAAAAAAAAGAAGCACAGUGGGGACUGGCAGCAGUCUAAAAAAAGAAAGAAAAAUGAAACCCUGUUGAAUCCCAAGUGAAACAAACAUGAAUAACUCCAGCGACCAUCCCAACUGUUCCAUCGAUGACUUCAAGUACCGCGUCUAUCCUGCAACGUACUUAACUAUCUGGGUUGUUGGGUUUUUUGGGAAUGGUGUCUCCUUGAUCAUCUUCUGCAAGCCUAAAAAGAAAUGGAGUUCAGUCAACAUGUACCUGUUUAACUUGCUAAUCUCUGACCUAAUACUGGUGUGCGCUCUUCCCUUCCGCGUGACUUACUACCUGAUGGAGUCACACUGGAUUUUUGGGGAUGUCAUGUGCAGAAUCAUGUCUUAUGCCUUUUACCUAACCAUGUACAGCAGCAUCUAUUUCCUGAUGGUGCUCAGUAUUAUGCGUUACUUAGCCAUAGUGCACCCCUAUAAAUUUGUGAUGCUCAGAAACACACACAGUGCCAAAAUAGUGUGCUGCAUAGUUUGGUUUUUUGUAGCGGCAGCUUCUUCCCCGUUGCUUUUAAAAGGGAUUACAAAUCAGGGAGACAAAGUGAAAUGCCUAGAACCUCAAUAUAAAAUUAUUUUAUUGAUGAACUAUGUGGUUCUUUUGAUAGGGUGCCUUAUACCUUUCACUGUCAUUGCUGUCUGCUACUUCUUUGUUGUCAAAACCUUAACGAAACCCAGAAACAGGCAAAAGAAGAGCCCCUCCCACAAAAAGUCGUCCGCCAUGGUUGUCAUUGUCACUUGUAUUUUCAUAAUUUGCUUUUUGCCUUACCACAUAGUCAGGACGGUUUUUUUGGAGACCUACACGAUACAGUCCUUGCUGCCCGGCUAUGAGAGCUGCGACUAUAUUAACUUUAUACAUAAGGUAGCUGUGGUCACCCUCUGCCUUGCAGCAUCAAACAGUUGCUUGGACCCACUCUUGUAUUUCUUUGUGGGAGAAAACUUCAUGUACUGGUGGAGGAAGCGGAAAGAACAGACAGAAUUAAAGCAGCUAAAUUCGAAGGACCCAAAUUGAGGACUCUGUGUUUUCAUAUCUUCUGUGAAUACCAAAAAAAGAGAGACUGCAGUCUUAUGUGUUUAAAUGCCUUUUGUUUCUUAAAGGCAAAGCAGUAAUCAUAGGCUGACAGUCUGGGGCAACUGGCUGACUUGUGUGGUUAAACAACUCUCAAAGGCAAACUUAGUUAUCAAAGACUAUUUAGGGGAACACGCAAGGUAACACUGACAUUUGAAAAUGCUUGUUGAUGUUGUAAUUUUACUGGACGCGCCACUCGGGAGCCCUUUACUUGAUUGUAGUUUGUGAAUCAUAUUUUAUAGAACAACUUUUCCAGCACAGAAGACAUGUUUUGUACUCGACGCUACUGAAUAUUUUUUAAAAUCUUAUUUGUAAUCUAUUUUGCAUUUAUUCAAAUCCAAAUGACAGAAUGACUGACUUGUUUCAAAUUACUGUUGAUCUAAGGAAACUAAUUUGGAUAUGUUUACUCAUGAUAAUGGCCACAAGCAUCCCACUCUUGCGUGGCUGUUUUUGUACGUGAGCUAUAACUCAACAGCUAUUCAUUAGAAAACAUUUAGAUUUUAAUCUCAACCCACUUGAACACUGGAUGUGGUAAAAUUAUGUUGUGUGUGUAUCAACCAUUUCUAAGAAGUUUGACACCUUAUCUAUGGAACAGCUAUUGUAUAUAAUGAAAUGUACGUUGCUUGCAUUUUAAAAGAUGCACUCACUAUUACUUAAAACUGUAACCAUGUAUACAUCCACAAGAGACAUGUACAUCUGUGUUAAUAUACAGCAUAUAUUAAUCUAAUCAUGUACUAGACCAUAAAUUAAACCUUACCUGCCAACGUAUUUUAUGUUUUAUGUUGCAUGCAAAUUGAGAAUGUAAGCCUUUUUAGAUGCAUUCAACCCCUGUAGGAAUUCUCAUUUAGUCCAGGGGAGAUAUGCUUUUCAGCAAAUAAACCAUGAUAACUACAGGGUGCAUCAAGUAUGCAACAAGUCAAGGAUUAUUAUUUAUUUUUUUUACUAAGGAGUCUGUUGUCUCCAAAUACACUAGAUAUGUCCUCUAUUUUUGUUAUUGCUGUACAUGACAAGUGUUUUGGCUCUGCUUUUAAAAAAAAACAAAACAGUUAUGCUGAUUCCACUUAACUGAAUCAGUCAUUCGGUUCAACGACAGGCUGCAGUCGCUAAGUACCUUUGUGACAUUGGUUUAUACAAACUGUGCCUUGUAAUUUUAUUACAGGAUAACAGGAUUUGGAAUCCCACUGAAAGUGAAUGGCAGAAAGAUGCCACUUCUCAUGUAAUGGCCCAUUAACUGUAUCCAUAUAAAUGUAAAUAAUGACAAGAGAUGCAAAGCUCACUGAUUUUUUUCGUAAACAGAAAAUAAGCUUGUUCCCUAAAGAAUACUUGUAAAGUAUUGUAAAGACUUUUUUUUGAAUGCAGAUGUACUUUCUAUUUGUGUUUCUGAAAGCUGCUUUUAAAGGCUUGUGUGCACACUUCAAGAAUCACAAACAGUUCAACAAACCCAUUCAAUGAUCGACAUUGUUUUCAGGACAGAUUGAAAUUGUACAGCACAAUGUUAUCAACUCCUAACCAUUAGGAGUUUUAUUACUUUAGUCAACACAACCACGACUUCAUAUAACAUGCACAGAUAACACAGGCUACCUUUUAAUUGACAGGCUGUUUGGAAUUAACAAGAUGAUAAUAGCACUCUUGCACUCAACUAACAGCAUGCACAAUUUGUAAAUGUCACCACUAUUUUAUUUGUAUUGUAUAACUUAUAUUUGUUUUUAUUUUACGCUGUCAUUACACUUGAUUUGCAUUGAUUCUAACCGCCUUUAUUUUAUUUGUUUAAAAAAUAUUUUCCAUGAAGGGACUGACUGUGACACCUUGUACAUGUUCUUUUGGCAGGCAUAGGGUUAAAAGUGUACUUCCACCCCAACUAGUAAGCCAAUAUGUGAAAAUAUGUUGUUUGAAUGGGAGGCCAGACCUGACAAAGGAGAACUAAUUCGGUCUGGAUUGAAGGAGAAUGGGUGCCUGUGUGGUCCCUUUCUUGAUCACUUUGGGGGACACUCUUAAACUCUAGACCAUGCUUAAAGGAACAGUGCUUUUUACAAAGUCAGUUAAGUGUCUCUUGUCCAAUAGUGUUGAAACUUGAUAAAGAUAUUCUUCAGCAAGUUAUUGAGUUUAUCAGAACCUGGGUGUUUACGAAAGCUGUCUGUCUGUCGUCUGACUAUCUGUAUGUAUGUCACUGGCAUGCUUGUUUAUGCUGGCACCUGUAUGUGCGUCCGAUGUGUUCCUUUUUCUCCAAAAUGAUUUAACAGGGAGUUAUAACAUUAAUUUAAUUUUAACAGGAUAUAACAUGGUUUUAUUUUAAAUAUUCAC